CUACGUCUUGUAUACACUACUCGCAGUGUAUUCCUGCCUUUCCAGGGCGGGCAUGUUAGAAGGCUGGAGCUUUCAGACCUCAAGGACUGAACUAGUUCCAGCAGUGACUCCUCCUUUAAAUCCCCACUUGCAGAGGUGCUGGCAUCAGCCUUACAGAAGGGAAAGCUGCGGAGAAACGCAAUCGGCAGAUUAUCGCAUCUAACUAAAGUCCAGCCACUGUAAAUUGGCAGUUGACAGUGUCAUCUUCAUGUCAUAGGCUUCUGUGUAACAGAUAAAGUAGAAUUGGCAGUAGCAGCUAAGCAGGAAGGUGCAGGCGCCACCUCUGACUCCACUAGAGCUCUCAGGAAAGGACUAUCAAAUCCCAGCUAAAUGAGCUACCCAGGAUACCCAGGUGGGUUUCCAUCAGUGCCCACAAGUAAUAACCCAUGGGGGACUCCUGUCAACCCUCCUCCUAUUGGGCUGGAUAACAUGUCAAACUUCUCUCAGCAAUGUAAUCCCCAGCAGUACAUGACUUCAGGGUUUCCGCCAUCUGGUUUUGGAGGAAUGGGCCAACAACAGGGGAUGUACCCUCCAGGUGGAGGCUACCCAGCACCUCCAGGUGGAUAUGGAGCACCAUCAAUGCCUGGGCAAGCUCAGGCUCCUUCCUAUGGCAUGUAUCAUUAUCCAGGAGGAGGCCAACAGCCAGGAAUGCCUGGGUAUAACAUAGGAUACCCAGCAGCACCUCUGCCAGGCCAACCCAUUCCAACACCCAGCCACCCCCAGAUGCCUAUGCCUGGACAACCCCCAAUGACAUACCCUGGACAGCAGCCUACACCAAGUUAUCCUCAAUGCCCAGCAAUGAAUCAAUCAGGGCCCUCUUACUCAUCUCCUGGUAUGCCACCUUCAACAACACCUACUGUCACACCUUCAUUUGGAAAGGUGAAACGAGGAACCAUCACAGAUGCUCCAAACUUUGAUGCGCUAAGAGAUGCUGAGGUUCUUAGGAAGGCCAUGAAAGGCUUUGGAACUGAUGAGCAGGCCAUUAUUGAGUGUCUGGGGAGUCGUUCUAACAAACAAAGACAACAGAUCAGCCUCUCUUUCAAAACCGCCUAUGGAAAGGAUUUAACAAAGGAUUUAAAAUCGGAGCUUUCUGGAAAUUUCGAGAAGACAAUCCUGGCAAUGAUAAAGUCUCCAACUCUUUACGAUGCACAUGAAAUACAUGAGGCAAUUAAGGGUGCUGGCACAGAUGAAGAAUGUCUCAUUGAGAUUCUGGCUUCCAGGAGCAAUGCAGAAAUACAUGAAAUAUGUGCUGUGUACAAAACAGAAUAUAAGAAAACUUUGGAACAAGCAAUUAAAAGCGACACUUCUGGUCACUUCCUACGGCUACUGGUUUCACUGACUCAGGGAAAUCGAGAUGAAAGCAACAAUGUAGACAUGGCAUUAGUCCAACGGGAUGUGCAGGACUUGUAUGCUGCUGGAGAGAAUCGUCUGGGGACUGACGAAUCCAAAUUUAAUGCCAUUCUGUGUGCCCGCAGCAGGGCACACCUUAAUGCAGUAUUUUCAGAAUACCAGCGUAUGUGCAAUCGGGACAUUGAGAAAAGUAUCUGUCGUGAGAUGUCUGGGAACCUUGAAAGUGGAAUGUUGGCAGUUGUAAAGUGUCUAAAAAAUACACCUGCCUUCUUCGCCGAGCGCCUCUACAAAUCAAUGAAGGGUGCUGGCACAAAGGACAAGACUCUUAUCCGUAUCAUGGUUUCCCGUAGUGAGGUAGACUUGCUUGAUAUCCGUACGGAAUAUAAAAGGAUGUAUGGCAAAUCCCUUUACACAGAUAUCACGUUUUAUCUUCUCACAGGGAGACACAUCUGGAGACUACAGGAAGAUUCUGCUAAAACUCUGUGGGGGGAACGACUAAAUAUUUGUUAAUUCUUUCUUCUAUAUUGUGAAAAAAUCCUUGUCCUUUUUUGUUUUACUUUGGAAAUGUCAGAGGGUGUAUUUGCAGUUACCAUUUAGUUAUUCAUGGGCAUUCAACUCCACCCUGGCUAUACUGUAAUCUAUGCAAUAUCACUGUAGCUAGUCCAGAGUCUAGGCAAAGUGGAUACAAUGCUGUUUGCCUAGGAGUUUAGAAACUAGCUUUAUAAUGCAUGUGUAACAUACAUGUACAAUUAUAAAUAGGUUAAUUUCACAGAUUUAAAUUCAUUUUCUGAGCCAAUUCUUAUUCAGUAUAUAUGAGUUGCUUCUAGGAUGGUCCACUUUCAUCUAAUCUGUGUCUGUGGGGCAAGUUUUUAAAGCUGUGUCAAAAAAAUAAACCAUGCAAAUUCACACAAAUUUGCGUAACAGGUAGGGGUUGCUAAGUAUUACCAAUAAAGAUAUCAGCCAGCAUUGGGGGGAGGUGAGCAGUGAUAUCGUGGGGGUGGGGCAAUGACUUCACAGGGCAGGGAAUGGGCAGAUCAGGGACAUAAAAUAGGUGGAUUUGGACCCAGAGGGAGAGCAGUUUGUUAUGAAGUUGAAGCUUGAAAAAGAGUGCAUAAAUGUAUAUUUUUAUACAUUUUUGUCUUCAAAUAAAGCCAUCUUUAAAAGCCAUGUUUGAGGCUUCUGCUAUCUACAUAUUAGUUUACACCAAUUUUUAUGCCAACAGCUUUUGCUGAAUUUGUUUUAUGGAUUAUUUUUGUGAGCCAAUGCAUGCCGUUGAUCAGUGUAAUGAUAACAACUAUGCUUAAUAAAUACACCAUUUAUUUUA
Messenger RNA from Xenopus laevis (African clawed frog), 2713 nucleotides. RefSeq names its product annexin A11 L homeolog (gene anxa11.L). Gene Ontology annotation, biological process: phagocytosis; cytokinetic process. Gene Ontology annotation, molecular function: calcium-dependent phospholipid binding; phosphatidylserine binding; calcium ion binding. The record is from RefSeq and is a predicted model, not a curated record. Bases 370 to 1899 code for a protein of 509 amino acids. NCBI's taxonomy places the organism in Eukaryota, Metazoa, Chordata, Amphibia, Anura, Pipidae. The transcript is spliced from 16 exons. Gene Ontology annotation, cellular component: vesicle membrane; cytoplasm; nucleus.